Messenger RNA from Brachypodium distachyon (stiff brome), 6622 nucleotides. Its product is annotated as F-box/kelch-repeat protein SKIP11. The record is from RefSeq and is a predicted model, not a curated record. Lineage: Eukaryota; Viridiplantae; Streptophyta; Magnoliopsida; Poales; Poaceae. Bases 272 to 1546 code for a protein of 424 amino acids. Gene Ontology annotation, cellular component: nucleus. Gene Ontology annotation, molecular function: protein binding. The transcript is spliced from 7 exons.
CAGGCGGAUGGGGCUGAAAGAAAACGGAGGAGAGAAAAGCAGGCGGAGGGGAGGGACAGGGGCUGAACCUGGAGUCGCAGGGGCAAGAGUGAAGAGAGUCGUACAAGCAGGAGAAGGAGAAGAAGAGAGUCGUACCAGCAGGAGAAGGAGCCGGCUCGCGUUCGCGCUAGAUCGGGGCCAGGCCAUCGGGGAGAGGAGGAGCAAGCAAAGCUCCUUUUGUUCCUGAUUAUCGGCGCAUCCAAUCAUUCUCACUAGAACAACCCGCGCAAGAAUGGAUCUCCGUUACAAGGAAGAACAAGGCAUGGAGUUGGAAGCGGGGUCAUGCAAGGCGGAGUCACAGGAGCUCCUUGGAGGAUGUUACGGCAAGCGCCCUGCGUCCGACGAAGCCCAGGACCUAGACGAGGUGGAAGGUGGUGGUUGCAAGCGCAGCAAGCCGCCAUCGCCGCAGCCACACACGCCUGACAUCCGUGAGGCUCAUGCCCCUGGCCGCCUUGCGGUUGGAGGUGGAGAGCAGAACGGCGGCGGGGGUAACCUCUUCGCUGAUAUUGGGCGGGACCUGUCCAUUAGUUGCAUCCUCCAGCUCUCCCGGUCAGAAUAUGGCUCUGUGGCAUCGCUGAGCCAGGAUUUUCGGUCACUGGUGAGUGGAGGCGAGAUCUACAGGCUGCGACGGCAGAAGAAGAUCUCAGAGCAUUGGGUGUACUUCUCUUGCAAUGUUUUGGAGUGGGAUGCAUAUGAUCCAUACCGUCAGCGCUGGAUCUCGGUACCCAAGAUGCCUCAUGACGAGUGCUUUAUUUGCUCGGACAAGGAGUCUCUAGCUGUCGGAACGGAGCUGCUUGUGUUUGGUAUGACACACAUUGUUUUCAGGUAUAGUUUGCUGACAAACUCCUGGACAAGGGGUGAGGUGAUGAAUGAGCCACGGUGUCUCUUUGGGUCAGCAAGUGUUGGGGAGAAGGCGUACGUUGCUGGAGGCACUGAUUCUUUUGGCAGGGUAUUGAACUCAGCAGAGCUGUAUAACUCUGAAAUGCAUACAUGGACGCCCCUCCCUGGCAUGAAUAAGGCACGGAAGAAUUGCUCUGGGGUGUUCAUGGACGACAAGUUCUAUGUUGUAGGCGGUGUGACCAAUAACAACCAGGUUUUGACCUGUGGAGAGGAGUAUGACAUACAGAAUCAGUCUUGGAGGGUAAUUGAGAACAUGUCCAAGGGUCUCAAUGGAGUGAGUGGUGCACCUCCGCUUAUUGCAGUUGUGAAGAAUGAGCUAUAUGCUGCUGAUUACAGCGAGAUGGAUGUCAAGAAGUAUGACAAGCAGAACAAUAACUGGGUCACACUAGGAAAAUUACCAGAGCGUUCUGCGUCGAUGAAUGGCUGGGGCCUUGCAUUUAGGGCAUGUGGCGAAAGGCUGAUUGUCACUGGUGGACCAAGAACAUCUAGCGGGGGGAUGAUUGAGCUCAACUCGUGGAUCCCAGAUGACAAGCCACCUGUGUGGAAUUUAAUUGCCAGGCGACCAUCUGGAAACUUUGUGUAUAAUUGUGCUGUAAUGGGAUGCUGAGUUCCCUGGAUCAAUGGUGACUAGUUAUGUUUGUGGAGAGAGGUAUGCACAAAGGCAGACCUAUUUAUCAUCAUCAAUAAUUUCUGCCUUUGACUUGGUAUCUGAUUUAGUUGGCAUCGGCAGAGCGGCAGCAGUAUCUUGUAACCCUUGAGUUCUAAUACAUCUGUUGUCGUCCGAACUAAUCCAUUUCUUCAUUUACAUUUGGAUCGAUCUCAUGAUUUUGAAGUUGAGACCAUGCAAAAAGUGUCAUAGCAAUAAUAUAGAAAAAAACAUAUUUCAGAGGCUUUAGUCAUGUGUUCGAUAGUCUGUAUGGAACAAAAGAGGAUCAUAAAUUCUGUAUACACGCCUUUGAUAUUCACUGGCAUAAUUUUGAUCCAUCAUUUCUUCUAUAUGGUGUGUUGGUAUUUCCUCCCUGUGUUUGUCGGGGGUCAAAAUGGCCCAAAGUCCUUGGAAGAGUUGAAAAAACCCUUUAGCACUUUUGAGAACAGUAUGAUUGGAAACUGAAAAAAAACUAAAGCACAUGCAAAAAAACACCUGUUUAUCCAUUCAGUUGACCCAGAUUAAUCAAAGGUAAGGUAUUCUUUCCGAUUUAAUUCUUUCAAAUUCCAAGCACAAAUUAGUGUAUCCUUAAUGCCUACUUAUUCUGCUUAUUGUAGUAUUCCCCUUGUGUUUCACAUGUUUUUGUAAUUUCUGUUUAAACAUUCUCUUAUUACUCUUUUUCAACAAGUUAUAAGUUGCUUUGUUAGUUUUUUAAUUCAAAAUUACUUGUAACAAUAGGAGGAUUGUAAGGCCUAAAGGCACAGUCAGUAUAGACCUGCAAAUUUGGUACAAUAGAUAAUAUGCCAAUAAAAAAAAUCUCUAAUAGCUUGUAACUUAGAAAACAGUUAUUUAAAAUACAGAUUAGUUGAAUCUAGUAAUGCUUGCUUACUGAUUGAUGCGCUAAGGUUCUAACUAGUGUGUGCUUAAAGGUUUUGUAUCAUUCCAUUCGUGACAUAGUGACUAACUUCAUAGUGUCGCUUGAAAUCAAGAUUUGUAUUUGCACUUUAGUUAGUUUAUUUAUUUUGAAUAAGUGUCGAAAAUGUCAUGUUUGUGUAACAUAUAUACAUUUUUUUGCCCUGUACAAAAAAGACGAAUCCAAUUCUUUGAGAAGAAUUAUUUCAUACAGUAUAUUUAUUUUUAGACAGGACACAAAAUUGAUCUUUUUACCGUAAAACUUUCGCGUGUAUAAAAUACAUUUGCAAUGUGUGUUCUUUUUUACAUCUGGAAUGUUUUUUUUCACAUGGGAACACGUGCUAGUGUCCACUACGUUGAAUUUCUUUAUACUUGAAGUGAAGUAUAUUUCUAUGUUCCUGUAUAAAAUACGUGUGAUGCACUUGCAAUCAUAAAUCCCAUGCAGCAUUGCCUUUGUUUUUUCACAUGGCAAGACGUGCUAUGUUUAUGUGCUAGUACCACACAAUACUUGCAAUCAUAAAUCCCAUGCAGCAUUAGAAAAGUAGCCUUUGGUUUUUCUUGGUACAAGAAAAAUACUGGAUUAAACAUGAUGAUACAAAAUUUGAGAACAUUCAGAAUCAUUAUUGAUGUAAAUCUGACUAGUUUCUUUAGAGAAGUAAGAUUACUUUGUGAUGCACUUUUUUAGUGCUUUAUUGCUUCAUUAUAAGUUUAAUAUAUUCUGUUUGGUUAUAUUUCCAUGGAUUGAUUUUCAUUAAAUAGUUCAAUUGAAAAAUUAAGAUGCCCCUCCAUUUUUUAACAGUCUAACCUUUUAGGACUCUUCUAAUUGUCUAGAAGCAAGUAGCAAUAAAACUUUUCUAUCAGUUAGCCAUGUGGAAUUGCUCUUACGGUAAUGAGUACAGAAUUUGUGCGUGCUUUGUUCUGCUGUGUUGCAUGAAGUUUUCUCCUGUGGGCUCUUAGUUCUGAAAUUCUCCGUUCAUGAUUUCUCCCUGCUUUAGCAAUUGCUUUUGCUGAUUCAACAUUGGAUGGAAAUUGUGCUAUUCUGCUAUGAAUUCUGUCUUGCAGUUUCUGCACACUGGACUUCUUUCAACGUAGAAGUUUCAUUUCAGGGAAGUGGACAGGAGAUGGAAAUAAUUGCUGAGCUGUUUUUGGAGCAAAGUGCAACAAGCUUUAUUCUCCUUUUGUUCCUCAUUUCGUUCUUUUUUUCUGGCAGCAUAUUUGUAGCCACCGUUGGUGUCUCGGCCAAUAGGAAGCAAAAGGCCUGAGCUGAGCCCACGGACCUUUGUUUUCCUGUUCUCAUGCUUGAUCCAUGUAGUGUCGCAUAAGUCUCUAUACUGAAGGGGAAUAUUUUUGUGUGCUGGGAGCGUGCCAUGGCAUUGCUGUUUUUUUCUUCGGGCGUGGGGCACAGCUUCUUCGGUUGGUCAGUUCCUGGGUAGUCGGUUCAUCCUUCCACACUCUUCUCUCUUAAAGACAAAACCGGUUUCUCCUCUUCUUUGUUUCUUCUUUUCUCCCAGUGCUCCUAUCUCUCCCCCAACUCACUGCCUCCCCAAGCUAGCUGCUACCACCCUCCUUCGACAUGCUCUACUAGAUUUGGCUGCUGCCACCCCUUGCUCUCCCGAUCUCCGCCUCCUCUGCAUAUGGCCACCGCAUCUUUUUCUUUCCCCGAUUCCGAGGUCGCCGUUCUCUGCUAGAUCCAGUGCAGGCACUGCUGCUCCACUGCAUCCCUCGUUCGUACCAUCGAUCGGCUCUCCUGACAGAGUUGGUGGCAGGCGAGUGAUUGGCCGGACAUGGUCAGCAACAUCCUUCUGGCACCGUGAAUUGAUGGUGCGUGACUGCUCGAUCCAUCCCGCUCCUCCUCCAGCGAUGGAGGGGAAACCAUAGGUGCGCUGCAACUGCCUCUGUUUCAUUUCUCCUCCAAACCUUAGAGCAGGUAGAGCUUGCUACUCCCUUCCUACUUUUGAUAUCUGUCAUUUAAUUCCUAUUAUAUCCUGUUUUGCCCUCGUCUGGGUGCAGUGGUUGAUAAGGGAAUCUGCCAUCCCAGGAAGUAUGAUUUCUACAUGUGUAUGUUCUUUCUACCUUGUGAGUUUUGAGUUGUCAUUUCAAUCUAAGCUAUUCUAUUCUGCUUGUAUUUUCCAGGGGACUGCGAGGCCAACACAUUGAAUGUCUCAAAUCCCCCUAGCCUAACCUAGAUCCUCACCUGGAAGAAAUGUCGUAUGAUGUAGGAUGGAAUGCCAGAUCAGGCUGUCCUGAAAUUCAGUUCUUGGGUGUGAUUUUUUUCAGAUGGGGCAAUACCUUUAGUCAAGUUGCUACUUACAGGUGUUGGCUGGGAUCUAAUUUUGAGGCUACUUGCCAUGAGAUGAAUUUGCAACCACUGACUUUGCUGCCUUGGAACAAGGGAUCUGAAUUCUCCCACGUGAUUAAAGAGGCCAAGAAUCUAGGGUUGGCCCUGGUCAUCCCUUUGCUUGGAUGGAGUGGAGGAAGCGUAAGCACAGUGCGCAUUGCUAAAUUUAACAUCAUUGUGUGUAAGUACUAUACUUUUCCUAGCCACCUGAACAUCAGAUAUUCAUAUACACUACUUUUUUUUGCAAGAAUAUACAAUACUUUAUUGUUUAUGACGUCCCUGGAAGGUUUGUUUCACACCAGAUUCAGAUGCUUUUCUUUUUUGGGGCAAGGAUAGUUUACAGAGAUGUUUUUAUAGGUACUGAUCAUUAGAACUGUUGCAUUAAUUGUUUAAACUUCUGAUAUAAUGCCAUUAUAUACUGCUCCCUUUUUUAUUGUGAAAUGGUCCUUUUUAUGUAGCUUAAUUUUUUAUGGUUUGCUCAUGUUCUGAAAUUAGGGGAGGGUGGCUAUGUCAUUUGCUACUAAUUGGAGGACAUAGAGAAAAGGCUUGGUUUCUUCAGGACAUUGCUGGUGCAUUGCAUGAUCUAUCCUGCUUCACUUGAACAUAGAUAUUAGACACCUCUAUCCAACAACAUAUGACAUAAAAGAACACGAAAUUUAAUGAAAUAAUUACCACCCUUAUGGUGGCAAAAAGGAUCACUUGAUCUUAGAGAAAUGUAGCAAUUUAUGAUUGAAAUUGUUCUAUUGUGCUUCAGUUAACACAGUAGGUAGGUCACAAUUGCCAAACAGAGUUUUCUGAGAUGAGCUACAGAAUAAAAUUUGACCUUUGAUAUUGGAAGAUUUGCUAUUUAAAUAGCACCCAUUAAUUAGCUGGAGGUCACUGGAAGUGGCACAAGUAGUUAAGUCGAAUUAUACUACUGUGUGCUUCAGUCCUAAGCUAAAAAUGUUCCGUAGCAACGGUAUGCUGCUACCCCAAUAAAAACUUUUUAGUCAAAAACUCUUCAUUGAAAUUUUAUACUGUACUUGCUUCUGCUUUAAUUUCUAGUCCAAGAAUCAAGUUUGAGCUGUGAACUAGUUCUAACUCUCCAAACUUUCAAGAUAUCACUGCGGCACUUCUUAGUUCAUGUUUUGGCACGGUAACUAUGGAGUGUCAUAGCAAUAAUCUAUUAAUGAGCUGCUGAUGCUGUAGUCUCAUUAACUUAGUGUAGUGUGAUUGUGCUGCAAUUGUUCUUAUUCUUUAUUACGUGAAACUUGAGUGUACUCUGUAAUGGUUCUAUUCCGUGCUUCAGGAACUAGCAUGUCGUCUUGUUAAGUCUGUGGGGGAUGAUUCCAUCCUCAACCAGAUUUUAUCUGAUGGCAUAAAGGCUGCAAAAUGUAAAGCGAAAGCAGGUGGCAUUAACAAAAAGAAGGUCUGCGAUGUAUGCACAAAAGCAAGUAGCUCUGAAAAAGGUAACAAGCUGGGAGGUGCAUCAAAGCUGUCUUAGUGGUACUAGAAGUUGCAUUGUUUUGUUUCAAAGAAAAAGGCAUGCAUUGUUUAGCUUCUCUAGGACUCUGCAACUCACAUAUCUUGAUAUCACCAAAUUAUGAGGCCGUGUGUUUUAUCAUUGUAACAAAAAUGUGGAUCUAAAUUGUAGCCAUUGCAGCUCAGUGUUUCGAACUUAGUUGUUAGCAAAUGCCAAAAAAUUUCUUUUUCUUUUUGCCGGCACAGCAAACCGCUAUAUUUAGCUUUGCCUUCUAAAGCAACAAUGUUUGUUCUUGCCUCACUCAACAAAGAUUGUCUGAUUCAAA